This is a messenger RNA of Capsaspora owczarzaki ATCC 30864, 2750 nucleotides long. Its product is annotated as cell division cycle 5-like protein. Gene Ontology annotation, biological process: mRNA splicing, via spliceosome; regulation of transcription by RNA polymerase II. Gene Ontology annotation, molecular function: RNA polymerase II transcription regulatory region sequence-specific DNA binding; DNA-binding transcription factor activity, RNA polymerase II-specific. Bases 16 to 2637 code for a protein of 873 amino acids. The record is from RefSeq and is a predicted model, not a curated record. The transcript is spliced from 5 exons. NCBI's taxonomy places the organism in Eukaryota, Filasterea, Ministeriida, Capsasporidae. Gene Ontology annotation, cellular component: Prp19 complex; spliceosomal complex.
CUUCAACGCAACAACAUGCCGCGCGUCCUCAUCAAAGGCGGCGUGUGGAAGAACACGGAGGAUGAAAUCCUCAAGGCGGCCGUCAUGAAGUACGGCAUGAACCAGUGGUCGCGCAUUGCCUCGCUGCUGCACCGCAAGACGGCCAAGCAGUGCAAGGCGCGUUGGUACGAGUGGCUGGAUCCGAGCAUCAAGAAGACGGAAUGGUCGCGCGAGGAGGAGGAAAAGCUGCUCCACCUCGCCAAGCUGAUGCCGACACAGUGGCGCACCAUCGCGCCCAUGAUUGGACGUACCGCCGCUCAGUGCCUUGAGCACUAUGAACGUUUGCUAGACCAAGCACAGGCGCGUGAAACUGGCGAAGACGUAUCCACCUCGGAGGCACGCAAGUUGCGCCCUGGCGAAAUCGACCCGCACCCAGAAACCAAGCCUGCCCGCCCCGACCCGGUUGACAUGGACGAAGACGAAAAGGAAAUGCUUUCCGAGGCCCGCGCACGCCUCGCCAACACACAGGGCAAAAAGUCAAAACGAAAAGCCCGUGAGCGCCAACUGGAAGAGGCGCGCCGCCUGGCGUCGCUGCAAAAGCGCCGCGAGCUUGCUGCUGCCGGCAUCGAGAUGCCGCGCCGCUUCAAGAAGCGCGGACAGAUUGAUUUGAAUGCCGAGGUCCCCUUGCACAAGGUGGCCCCGCGAGGCUUUUACGACACGUCCAUGGAAGUCGAUGACGGCACGGCCGCCCGCGAAUUCAAAACUCGCUCGCUGCAGGACUUGGAAGGCAAGAAGAGCGCUCAAGCCGAGGCGGAGAUGCGCAAAAAGGACAAGGAGAAGCUGGACAAGAAAAAGUCCACCGAUCUCGUCGGACUGCUCCAGGCCGACAAGGAGCUGGAGCGCACCAGCAAGCGCGCGCGUCUCGAGCUGCCUGCACCGCAAGUCUCUGAGGCCGAGCUCGAGGAAAUUGUCAAGCUGGGCUACUCGACCGAGAAGGCCCGUGCUGCUGUUUUAGCCAGCCGCUCCACCGCGUCGUCCAGCUUGCUGAGCUCCGACGGAGCUGACGGCUCGACCGGUGGUGGCUCUAUUUUGCAAAGCGCGGCUGCUGUGGCCAUGCGCGCUGCCUCGAACGCGGCCUCGAACCCCAAUCUAACCGCCCGGACACCCAUGUCUCAGGACAUUAUCCUGGAAGAGGCGCAAAAUUUGCUCGCCCUGACGCGAAUGGAGACGCCGCUCAAGGGCGGCGAUGGGCCCGAGGUCCAGUCCGUGUUUGGGUUUGACGGUAUGACUCCGCGCCGACAGGUCACUCAGACACCCAACGUGACCUUGCGCACUCCGUUGCGAACACCCGCGGCCGGUGGCAUGGCUGGCGGCAUGACCCCUCGCGUCGGAGACGGCGGCGCCUCGUCAAGUUUGGGCGGAAGCACGCCCUUCCGCGACAGCCUCCGCAUCAACGACACCAUGGACACUGACGACUUGGCCGCGUACGAGCGCGACCAACGCGCCCAGCGCAGCCAAUUGCUGGCAGGCCUCGCCGCGUUGCCCAAGCCCAAGAACGACUUUGAGAUUGUCUUGCCAGAGCUCGAGGGCUCUGUCGAGGACGUCGAAGACGAGGAUCGCCCCAGCUACGUCACGGGUGAGGAGGAUCGUGAAGAGAUCGAGGCUCGCAACUUUGCCAACCAGCGUGCUGAAGAACUGGCCGCCGCGCGUCGCCGGUCGCAGGCCGUUCAACGCCAUCUCCCGCGUCCAUCCCAAGUCAACCCCGCCAUCGGCAAGGCUUCGGGCGCCGCUGGCGUUACUGGCGGUGAGAGCACCAUUGCCACCAGCACAACAACGACAACCGUGCGCGCCGGCGGCGGUGCAGCUGCUGGUGGCCUGACCAUCUCCCCUGCUCUCAUGGCAGCGGAUGAUUUGAUCAAGGCCGAGACGGCUGCAUUGCUGCGUAUCGACACGCGCGAGCACCCUGCUGGUCGCGGACUGACCGAGUUGGCUGCUGCCUACAUUCAGGACGAGGACGACGACGACGCCGUUGCUUCUUCCGCUGCCCUCGAGCCAGCCUUUUUGGCAUCUUCGUCGAGCGCCGGUGCUUACGGCGACUUUUCUGACGAUGAGAUUGUGGCGGCGCGCAAGAUGCUCGCACAGGAGACGGAGAUUGUUCGCCAUGUCAUUUCUUCUCGAUGGGGCACUGCCCACGAAGAAAACGGUGUGUCGAUGGCCGAGUACGAGCGCGUGUGGCUUGAAGCGCUCGACGACGUGACGUACGUGCCUUCGCAGCAACGCUACGGCCGAACGGCACUUGCCAGCAAGAAGGAUCGCACGGAUGCGCUCGCACAGACGCUGGGACACUUGUCCGACCAGUACCAAGCCAACCGCAAACAAACAGAUCGUGCAGAAAAGAAACUGAUCGUCCUGACCACCGGUUUCCAGACGCGUGUCAAGAAUCUCAAGCAGCAAAUUGGCGACCUCACAACCCGUCUCGAGCAGUCGGAACGCGAGCAAGCCUGCUUUGCCGGCCUGCGCGACAAUGAGCAGAGCGCACUGCCUGCUCGUCUCCAGUCGCUGGUCGCUGAAGUAGAUCACGUUUCACAGCGCGAAAAGGAGCUUCAAAGCUUGUUCUCGACGCUUUCGUACGAGCUCACGUCCAAGGCGACGAUUUAAAGCAAAACGCAAGUAAUGGGCGAAUGGAAGCUUUUUCUUGAACUCUAUGUUAUGGUUAAGCGGUGUGUUGUUGUUGUUGUCGUUUGAGAAUACAGUAGAUAAUUUCCAUGUCA